This is a messenger RNA of Tupaia belangeri chinensis (Chinese tree shrew), 921 nucleotides long. RefSeq names its product olfactory receptor 5AC1. Gene Ontology annotation, molecular function: olfactory receptor activity; G protein-coupled receptor activity. The coding region runs from base 1 to 921 and encodes 306 amino acids. Gene Ontology annotation, cellular component: membrane. The transcript has a single exon. Lineage: Eukaryota; Metazoa; Chordata; Mammalia; Scandentia; Tupaiidae. The record is from RefSeq and is a predicted model, not a curated record. Gene Ontology annotation, biological process: G protein-coupled receptor signaling pathway.
AUGAUGAAGAGAAACAGGACACUGGUGACUGAGUUUAUUCUUACAGGGCUAACAGAUCGGCCAGAACUGCAAGUCCCCAUGUUCGUGGUGUUCCUGUUGAUUUAUGUCAUCACCAUGGUGGGCAACCUUGGCCUUAUUGCACUCAUCUGGAAGAAUCCCCAUCUUCACACCCCGAUGUACUCUUUCCUUGGCAGUUUAGCCUUUGCAGAUGCGUGUACUUCCUCCUCUGUGACCCCAAGAAUGCUUGUCAACAUCUUAGACAAUAGUCAAAUGAUAUCCCUCUUUGAGUGCAUGGCCCAAUAUUAUUUUUUUGGUUCCAGUGCAACCACAGAAUGUUUUCUCCUGGUAGUGAUGGCCUAUGACCGCUAUGUGGCCAUAUGUAACCCAUUGCUUUAUCCGGUGCUGAUGUCCAAGAGACUCUGCACUUGGUUGAUAAGUAUUUCAUAUGUCAUCGGUUUUCUGCACCCUGUUGUUCAUGUAGGAUUAUUAUUUAGAUUAACUUUCUGUGGGUCCAAUGUAAUACAUCAUUUCUACUGUGAAAUCUUGCCAUUCUAUACAAUUUCUUGCACUGAUCCAUCUAUUAAUGCAUUAGUGAUUUUUGUUUUUUCCACCUUUAUCCAAGCAUUUACUUUUAUGUCCAUCAUAAUUUCUUAUAUCCGAGUUCUCUUGGCCAUCUUGCAAAAGAAGUCUGAGAAGGGCAGACGCAAAGCCUUCUCCACGUGCAGUGGCCAUCUACUCUCUGUCUUCUUGUUUUAUGGCACUCUGUUCUUCAUGUAUGUGCUCCCUGGGUCUGGCCCAGAUAAGUAUCAGGAUAAAAUGUACUCCCUGUUCUACACAAUUAUAAUCCCUCUACUAAACCCCUUUAUUUAUAGCCUAAGAAACAAGGAUGUUUUAGGUGCACUGAGAAAAGUGAUAAAUUAA